Caenorhabditis elegans is the source of this 393-nucleotide messenger RNA. RefSeq names its product Transcription and mRNA export factor ENY2 (gene T01C3.2). Gene Ontology annotation, biological process: positive regulation of DNA-templated transcription; mRNA export from nucleus; transcription elongation by RNA polymerase II. Gene Ontology annotation, cellular component: SAGA complex; DUBm complex; transcription export complex 2. The transcript has 3 exons. Bases 21 to 317 code for a protein of 98 amino acids. Lineage: Eukaryota; Metazoa; Nematoda; Chromadorea; Rhabditida; Rhabditidae. The record is from RefSeq and is marked reviewed. Gene Ontology annotation, molecular function: transcription coactivator activity.
AAAACUAAAAAAAAAGAAAAAUGAACGACGACCUGAUCAUGCGUAAGAAGCCAGAGCAGAUCGAAAUGGAAUUUCAAGACAGUGGAGAGUCGGCGCUUGUAAAAAGUACAUUACUCAGCAGUCUGCAAAAUAGUGAAUGGGAGAUCGCUGUGAGGAAAGAAGUGAAGAAGUUCUUGGAGAAAGCCAGAGAUGACGUGAGUGCCAAGGAGGUUUUCGAUGCUGUCAAGGAUAUGGCGAGAAGGGAAAUUCCACAAGAAGCAAAGAAGAAGCUCUACGAUCAAGUUCUCGAAUUCGUCACAACUACUAACAAGAAAUGAUUCGCUUUUACGAGGAAAGAAAUCAACUGUGAUCUCAUUAUAUUUUGUAAAAUUUCUUCAAUAAAAAAUUGAACGC